Molecule: messenger RNA, 4441 nt
Organism: Paramuricea clavata
Lineage: Eukaryota; Metazoa; Cnidaria; Anthozoa; Malacalcyonacea; Plexauridae
Source: the annotation of a GenBank genome assembly
AUGAGACGUUGGACAUAUGCACCGCGUGGUUCAAAGAAGCAGCAUAAAGAAGAUAAUCUCUGGCAUGUUGUUCAACGUGAACCAGUGGAUCUAAGACGUCUGAAAGAAUUAGUACAAAAUGGAGAUAGCCGCGGCGUAAAUAGCGUAAAUGAAUUUGGUGAAACUGUUCUUUGUCUUGCUGUAAGAUCUCGUCCUCUACAAGUUACAAAAUAUUUGUUCAGACUUGGCGCUGAUGUAAAUUUGAUUAAAAAUGUUUGCGGCCAAACAGUUCUACAUGCUGCUGUACAGUCUUCUAAACUCGACGUCAUUAAGUAUUUGGUUAAACAUGGUGCUGACGUCGAUUGUCAAGAUAACGACGGCAAAACACUUCUUCACUCUGCUAUAGACACUAAUUCACAGGACAUUUUCAUGUAUUUAGCUGAACGUGUUGCUAAUUUCAAUUGUAAAGAUAAGGAAGGGAAAACAGCACUUCACCGUUCUGUAGAGUUUCAUUCAUCAAUAAUUAUCGUCAAAUAUUUAAUUGAUCAUGAUGUGAAUGUCAAUUGUAAGGAUAAUGGUGGCAAAACAGUUCUUUACAGUGCAAUAGAGUCUAAUUCACUAGACAUUGUCAUGUAUUUAGUUGAACAUGGUGCUGAUCUCAAUUGUAAAGAUAACGAUGGCAGAACAGUUCUUCAUUGUGCAAUAGAGUAUAAUUCAGUAGACAUUGUCAUGUAUUUAGUUGAACAUGGCGCUGAUUUCAAUUGUGAAGAUAACAACGGUAGAACAGUUCUUCACUGUGCUAUAGAGUCUAAUUCACUAGACAUUGUCACGUAUUUAGUUAAACGUGGCGCUGACCUGAAUUGCAGAUAUGAAGACGGAAAAACCGUUCUUCACCGCGCUGUAGAGCGACCUUCACUAGUCAUUGUCAAAUAUUUAGUUAAACUUGGUGCAAAUGUCAAUUGUAAAGAUACCGAGGGCAGAACGGUUCUUCACUGUGCCAUAGAGCAUCAUUUACUCGACAUCGUCGAGUAUUUAGUUGAAAAUGGUGUUGAAGUCAAUUGCAAAGAUAUUGACGGAAGAACAGUUCUUUUCUGGGCUAUACAUCAUUAUCCAGCAGAUAUCGACCUGGUCAUGUAUUUGGUUCAAAAUGGUGCCGAUGUUAAUUGCAAAGACAACAGCGGAAGAACAUCUCUUUACACUGCUGUAGAGAGGUAUUCAGCAGUCACUGUCAAAUAUUUAGUUGACGGAGGUGCUGAUGUCAAUUGCAAAGAUAAGGACGACAAAACAGUUCUUCACAGUGCUGUACAGUUUUUCAGAGAACCUUAUUCACCAGGCAUCUUAAAGUAUUUAGUCGAGCAGGGUGCUGAUAUUAAUUCCAAGAAUAAACACGGCGAAACAGUUCUUCACCGCGCUGUAGAGAUUUGUACACCAGACUUUGUCCAAUAUUUAGUUGAACAUGGUGCUGAUGUCAAUUGUAGAGAUCGUUACAGCAGAACAGUUUUACACCGUGCUGUACAGCGGUUCAGAAAUGUCCAUUCACCUGACAUUGUUGAGUAUUUAAUUGAAAAUGGUGCUGAUAUUAAUUGCAAGGAUAAAUACGGCAGGACAGUUCUUCACCUUUCUGUGAAGCUUAACUCACGAAACAUGGCCAAAUAUUUAGUUGAACAUGGUGCUGAUGGUAAUUGCAAAGACGCAGAAGGUAAAUCAGUUCUUCACACUGCUGUGCAAAAUGGAUCAUUAAAGAUUGUGACAUACUUAGUUGAAUAUUAUGGUGCUGAGGUCAACUGUAAAGAUAAUUACGACAAAACAGUUUUGCAGAGUGCUGUAGAUACAGGAUCAGUGGACAUGGUUAAGUGUUUAGUUGAAUAUGGUGCUGAUGUCAACUGUGAAAAUGAAAACGACAGGAUUUAUAGUAAUGAUACCCAAGAUGAAAGUACCACCGACGUAAACGAUCUUGGCAUUGACAUUCUGAAGAUGGCUGUUUGCAAUAAUUCAGCUGAUUUGCUAGAGCUUCUUCUAGAAAAAGGCGUGGAUGCAAACAAAGCUGGAGAAGUUCUUGUUGAAGGGAGACAAAUGAGUCUUGUUGAAUGUAGUGUUUACCAUGGUUAUUAUGAGAUUACGGAUAUUCUCAAGCCAGAAUUAAAGAAGUCUGUCAGAUAUCGCGAACAAAUUCAGAUGUUGAAAACAGGGAAUUAUAACGAAUUAAAUGAGGUAAUAAACACAAGUUAUUCGGUGAUGUAGUGGUUACUUAGUGUGUGUAUUUAAAGUAGUUAAUAACUGGAAUUGUAGCUUACCUGUAAAGUGUCUAAAACAGGAAACCGAAAUAUUUUAUCCUGUAUUAACCGAGAGAUUGCGAACACAAUUUUGCUUAUAAUGUUCUAAUUAUACGGCACUCUUCACUUUCCAUCUUGGAUUUAUGCUUCUCAAUUUAGUUUUACAAUAUUUGCUCGUUCGUCGUCACAGCGUGUUUACACUGCAAACCUCGACCCAACUUUCGCUUGGCCUAUCUGCCUUUCUCUUCCUUCCUUCCUUCCUUCCUUCCUUCCUUCCUUCCUUAUCAUUCUUCUCUUAUUUGUCAUGUUUAUGUUCACUUUUUUACCGUAGAUAGAAGAAGUACCGAUACGUGCUUUUGUGGCAAGAAAUGAAUUCAAAAUUGGCAAUGGCUCCCAUGCUACAUGUGUCUAUGUUGGUGUCAUGAACGAUGGCAGUGAAGUCGCUGUAAAGAGAAUGUACAGACAAGGUGGCGAGGAUACAGCAAACAACGAGCAGAAAAUCGUGACUCAAGUUGACACGACCAAGUCACCAUUUAUUUUGAGCUAUCGACAUUUUCUCCACGAUGACAACUUCAUGUACUUUAUUGUUGAUCUCUGUGAAGAAACCUUGAAGGAACAUGUUCAAGCACAACGUAUUGAAUACUUACGAAUAUAUGGCCCACAAAUGAUUAAAGAAAUUUUGAAUGGACUUGAAUUUCUUCAUGGGAAAGGAAUUUUGCAUAGAGAUCUAAAGCCUACAAAUAUCCUAGUUGAUAUAGAAGGACACAUGAAAUUGGCAGACUUUGGAAUCAGCCGUGUGCUAAAUGAAGACGAAACUACAGUACAGACAGAAGUUAAAGGAACUAAUGGUUGGAUGCCUGCAGAAGUAAUUAACGCAAUAAACACUGGAGAACAGAGUCAUUACAAAAAAAAGUCUGAUGUUCAGGUUACGGGUAUGAUUGCUUUCUUCCUAUUGACAAAAGGAGAACAUCCUUUUGGUUCUUCGCUUGAUCGAAUGGCAAAUAUUUUGAGUGGUAGUCCAGUGAACUUGGAGAAACUUGACAAUCCUAGUGCUAAGAACUUUGUUUCUUGGCUGAUCAGUCAUGGGAUUGAUGACAGACCUUAUGCUCACGAAGCAUUAACGCAUUCUUUUGUCAAUGGAGACCGGUAUGAUUCCGACUAAUGCAAAUUAAUUGAUUUAGGACUAUGAAUAUGAUGAGAUGGACUAAAGAUGCUUAAAAAGUCUCAUAGUUAGUGUUUUAUACUAGGCCUGGUGACAUUCGAUGGCGAAAAGGAAGAACAUACUGGACAGAUGAGAAUAUUUAUGCUCAUUACUGGAAUCGGAUCUAGUAGACUUGAGAGAACAGCAUUGGGCAGAAAAUUUGGAAAGAAGAAAGGGGAUUAAUGGAGAUUUCUAAUGUAGAAGAUGUAUUAUUAAUUAAUAUUUGGCGAGAAUGAAAAAAGGGGAAAGUGAAAAUGCUAAGUGUGGGGGGAAAGGUUAAAGAAAAAAGAUAUAAUUGUGUGGGAGCCAAAGGGGAUUAGAGGAGAAGGUAGGACAACUAGAAAGAGUAGAAGCAGUACAAUUCCUACAAACCAACAUGAAUCGUGUGAUAUAAGAUGAAAAGCUAACGUUAUACCUGACUAGCAAGUUUGGAUUAUGUAUGGAGAGUGCGAUAUAUAGAUAACUAACUUGAGGGUAUAAAUUUUGUUUGCUAUUGUAAGCUGUUAGUUGUGAAACACCUUUCUCGAUAACUAUUGUUUUAGUUGGACAAAUAGAUAUUUUAAUUAGUUUGAAUUAUAUAACCAGUGGGCGACAAAAGAUAUAAGUUUACACGUUAAUACGUUUACACGUUAAUACGUUUACACGUUAAUACGUUUACACGUUAAUACGUUUACACGUUAAUACGUUUACACGUUAAUACGUUUACGUUUUAUGUUUACGUUUACGUUAACGUUAUUGUGUGUAAUACCAUGAUCACCUCGAUUUUCACUGUUCUGAAAGGAUUUCUUUGUCUUCUACUUUUGCCCUGCAUGCUUGAUGAGGGAAAAUUAGAAGAUAAAGAAAUCUUUUGUAUUUUACUAAAUUUCCGGGGAAAUUUAGAAGACAAAAGCGUACCUCAUCGAAAAUCAUCGGCACAACUAUGGACGGUGUCUGACGACACCGUUCCGUACACAUACGAAAGAUCACUUUGCCAGUUUUUAUUCCGCAG